Molecule: messenger RNA, 2714 nt
Organism: Cimex lectularius (bed bug)
Lineage: Eukaryota; Metazoa; Arthropoda; Insecta; Hemiptera; Cimicidae
Product: G-protein coupled receptor Mth2-like
Exons: 5
Coding region: 276-1550 (424 amino acids)
Biological process (GO): cell surface receptor signaling pathway; G protein-coupled receptor signaling pathway
Cellular component (GO): membrane
Molecular function (GO): G protein-coupled receptor activity
Source: RefSeq, a predicted model, not a curated record
CGGAAACGUUUAGUGCUGAAACUCGCGUUUUCUCGUUCACUUCUUGAGCCAAUUUGCUCGUUGGCAGUUUUUCCAGUUGUUGGUCGGUUAGUAAUGGGAACGUAUAUCGUCGUUUGUUUUAAAUGAAAUCACCUUUUAUCAAAACUUGAUUACUUGGUGUUAAUUAAAAAAAUUUAUUAGUUGAUAGGUGAACCGUGAGAGAUCGCGUUUUCGAAUUAAGAGGGGAUGAGUAAAUUUGUUUUUUAAUUAAUAAAAAAAAGAAGAUAAAAUCAGUCAUGUUACUGGCGAUACAAAUCGUGUCGUUUUUCCUCCUGGCUUAUGCUGCUCUCGACAGGGUGCGGAAAUGCUGCCCACCGGGUCAGGCUUUCGAUGAAGAUUUCAUCUGCUCACCAUCGGACAACAAAUUGUUGAAUCCGUUUCGCCCGUGGAAAGACCUGCCGUCGUUUUAUAGCCCGUUGUUCUGCCCCAACGAAAGUAAAGUGUCGCUGGACCCCGGUGAAUAUUCCCUCUUAGAUGAUGGAACUUUAUACGUCGACCAGGAGCAAGGCUACAAGUACACUGAGUUCUGUUUCGAGUUGGAUUCGAACGAAAGCGAGAUAAAACCUUUCAUCUGCAUUGACGAUGACGAUAAAGAUGACACGUCCACUAAAAUAUAUCCCAUCGGAAUGAUAAUAUCCCUGCCGUUUUUGUUAAUUACCUUGAUCACUUAUAUUAUACUGCCGAGUUUACACAACAAACAUGGUUAUUGCCUCAUGGGACACAUCACUGCAAUGAUUUUCGGCUACACAACUUUGACCGUUACUCAGAUUUAUGCUGAUGUCUUCUUAGUUUCCUGCAUCACAUUGGGCUUUGCUGUACAGUUCUUCUUUUUGGCCACCUUCUUCUGGUUGAACGUCAUGUGCAUCGAUAUUUACUGGGCGUUCAGCGGUAUAAAGCUAAGAGGUACGGCUUCUGAACGCGACAGGAAGAAACUUCUUGCGUACUCUUUCUACGCCUGGGGAAUGCCUCUGAUCAUAUUGGCUGUGACAGUUGGCGUCGAUUACUCCGAUUCCAUCCCGUCAUCAUCAAUUUUCAAACCGAACAUGGGAAAGGACAGAUGUUUCUUUAAGGGUCGUACAGCAACAUGGACCUAUUUCUACGGGCCAAUGGCUGUUAUCUUGUUUAGUAAUUUAAUUCUUUUUUCAAUAACCGCCUAUCGCAUUUGGAGACACAGGAGAGAAACAGCACAAUCAUUCCAUCGUGGUGAUAGCAGAAGGCAUGAUGGCAAUGAGAGUGAAAGGUUUAAUUUGUAUUUGAAACUCUUCUUAGUCAUGGGUAUCAACUGGAUUUCUGAGCUCAUAUCCUUUAUGUUCGGAAAGGACGUACCACAGUAUCUCUGGUACAUAACAGACAUCACAAACACCUUACAGGGUGUUUUUAUAUUUUUGAUAUUCGUAUGGAAGAAACGAGUGAGGAAGCUCCUUUGGGAAAAACUAUGCGGGGGGAAACAAUCCCAGUUACGCAGUUCAACAAUGACAACAAGCACAGCAUUAAACAGUAGUACAAGAUGAUAGUCAUUAUGUAAAUCUUGUCGUACAUAAUUCAAAAAGUCAUUGCUUUUUUUCUUUUCUUUUUUUUUUCAAUUUUCUAUCUGACAUUUUUCACAGUAAUCAUGUCAAUUUUUCAUUAAUCAUUUUUGUUUAUGUAUUGAAGUUCGUUUUCUGAAACAAAAUUUCUUUUAUUGCAUUAAGAGUUUUGUUUUAAUUUUAUAUACAGUUAUACAAAUAUCUUCAGUUUAAAUUAUUUUCAUGUUUUUCUUUAAUCUAAUGAAAUAAUGCUAGUCAUAAAUGUGAAAUUGCAAUUUUAUUGUCCUAAAUAACAUAGCCUAUCUCUUUUUAAUAUGUGUUCAUAUGUAAGCAUUUAUGUAAUUAAAUGUUGCUUAUUCUAUAUGUAUUGUAUGUUAUGUAUUAUACCACUUGCUAUUUCAUUAAUUGCAUAAUGAUGUACUGUAAUAUUUUACCUAUUAAACAAAAAUGUAUAUUUAAUAUAAAUAAAUGUUAAUUUGAGCCUAAUAAUAAUAUUUAACUUAAUUAAAACUCAACAUUAAUUAUAAUGUAUUAUAUGUUGGCAUAUUUUCUUAUAAUUUGUAGAUUAUUGCUUUGUAAAUCUAUCUACAAGUCUUAGUUACCACUAUAUGCAUUAAAUUACUGAGUUCUUCAACAAAUCACUUAAGUACCUGUUCAUGCUGGACAUAAAUAUUCCAUUUCUGAAAUCAAAAGUUUUGCAAAAGAAAAAUUAUAAAGUAGCAUAACAAAUGUUUAAAUGUUUUACUCAUUUAUAAAGUAUAUUUUGUAGCAUUCAGUCUAAAUGUGGCUUUUUAAAAUUAAAUUAAGCCUUUAAAAUAUUACUGUAUUGUUAUAAUAUUCAUAAAUAUGAUUGAGGCUUUAUUAAAACUGCUGUAGGUCUAAGGGCGAUGACAAGCUCCACUAAUAGCUGGCUAAUUUGUACUGUUUCUUCCUUGGGGAAUGACAAAUCGCUUUUAAAACUCCAGGAGGAACAAAAUUUAUGCAUAACAGAUGUCGUGUAUUAAAUUAUUUAAUGUAUACAUAUUUACAUUUGUAUAAACAUUGAGUCCAAAUGAAGUGUACAUUGUUGGACAACAUAGUACAAUGUUUCAACUACAAAAUUUAUAACACUUAAAAUAAGAUUUUUUGUUAAUAUACAUUUGAAUAUUC